UCUAGUCUGCCGUAAAUGAGUGUUGAAAGACUGAAAGUAAAACAAUUCUGCAAACGGCAGAGACGUCGCGACAGCGAGCCUUUUGGGUUCUUCUCUCUGCAGUCUGAGACAUAACAGGAAAAAACUCGGGCUGUAGUUGGUGUUUCAUUCAUUACAAUGUACUUGUGUGCAAAUUAUAUUGCGACCUGAUAAGAAUUUCUGCUCGGCUCUGUCUGAACUGGCAGUUUAGCGAGUUUAGCUAACUAGCUGCUUAGCAUAACAUGCAAAAGCUUGGCUGCUAUCGCUGCUACAGUAAAGUAAACCUCUGAGGGCUGAAGAGGUUUUUAAAACGUCGUUAGCAUUGCUCUUAGUGUAUUAGUACAAUAUUAUUUCUUCAUUGUUUAAGUUAAGCUUGAGGCUAUAGAGCUAACUAGCAAGCUAACUAAGCUACUUUGACUGCAGGUCGCUCGAGUUGCAAAUACUAGCAGUUGCACUAGCAACAGUUUGAUGAAUUGCUGCAGAAAACAUAUAUAGAGACACACUAUAACUAAUCGGCCAUGAAAGAAUGUACGCUUUACAGAAUGAGAAAAGACUGAAACUGGAAGCUGACUGUCACUCUGAGAAUUUCUCUGCCAGAAGUGUGGAAGAAACCACUGGAACACACCGAGGUAGUUCACCCACCAAUGUGCUGACACCAAAUAUGGAUGAAACUGGGAUGGAAGUAAACAGCAAUAUCACUGGUAACGUGAAGGUUGAAGACAUAAGAAGCGAUCGCCAUAAAACAUUUGAGUGCAACAAGAAGGAUGCAUGUCAGUUGAAAGACAACGACAAGCGUUUUGAUGUGUCCCUAAGACAAAAAGAUCCAGGUGACCAAAAAGUAGAAGAAACUCCAGGAAGCACUAACUCCAACCCAGAGGCGACGUAUGGACAGAAUUCACCAAAUAGCAGUGUCAGUGAUAAUGCUGUCAUCAAGACGAAGCCCGCCACUGAAGACGAGGCUCUUGUAUCUAACUCAACGGAUGCUAAUCUUGGCAAGGUAGCAAGCAUAUCUACGGAAAAGGCAAAGAUGGAUCUCAGUUUAUCUCAGAGCACAAGUGCUGAUGUAGAGAUGCUGAGCCCAGAGAGCCCAACCUGCAAAUCCUUGCUAUGUAACAGCUCAGAGGAAAGGCACAAUCCCUGCACAAAGUCUCAGGCACCUUGUGCUCAAUCCUCAUCUCCUGUAGAGUCCACUAACAUCACUGACCCUGGAGUUGGACCUGGAUCUAUAAGUGAUCCUGACGUGACAGCCAUGGAAACGGAUAAUUCCGACAUGCCCGUCUCUGGUGGAAAUUCGUUGCUGGCAAAUGAAGACUCCAGUGGCAACCAGUCACAAGCAAGUGACCCAGUGCUGGGGACUUUGCCACAUGUGGACAGGAAGUGGUUGGGAACUGCUAUAGAGGAGCUGAGGAGGAUGCCAAUGUGUGCUCAGGCCCUACCCCCGCUCAGGGCAACAGACAACCACAAAGUGCUCAUCAGGACUGACCUGCUCAAAGAAGGCGAGGUCCCUGUUCCGUACCCGAGCAAAUUCCGAGAUGCCUGGGAUGAUAUGACUGUUAAGAUGCCCUGCUCAGAAAAGAACCUGUUUCCUAUGGAGAACGAGGAUGGAGUGCAGAGUCGGUGGGAGCUCAUUAUUUCUGCCUUGGAAACUGAAUGCAAAAGUUCACUGGAUAUUCGGGAAGCAAUAUUGACGUACAAUGCAGCACACGCAAAGAGAUGGGACUUCACAGCUCUAAAUGUUCUCUGCACUGAUGGCCUGGAGCACUCAGAAGCACAGUAUCUGUUUAACGUUAUGCUGCCAAAGAUGGUAAUAUUGGCCCUGAGCGCUCCCAAAAUUUGUACCCAGCCAAUCCCCUUGCUUAAGCAGAACAUGAAUCAGUCCUUGACUCUGUCCCAGGAACAAAUUGCCUGUCUGCUAGCCAACGCCUUCUUCUGUACGUUCCCCAGGCGCAACUCGCGCAAGUCUGAGUACUACAACUACCCUGAGAUUAAUUUCUACAGAUUGUUUGAGGGAUCCGCUCAUCAGAAGAUUGAAAAACUCAAAACUCUUCUUUGCUAUUUCAGAAGAGUCACCACUGAAAAGCCCACUGGUCUCGUGACAUUUACAAGACAAAGUCUGAGCAGUUUUCCUAAAUGGGAAAGCUUGUCUACCCGGCUCACACGACUUCAUAUCACCUGUGAGGGGACCAUUGAGGAUCAGGGAUACGGCAUGCUACAGGUGGACUUUGCUAACAGGAUGGUAGGAGGAGGGGUAACAGGACUAGGGUUGGUCCAGGAGGAGAUUCGCUUUCUCAUCAACCCAGAACUUAUUGUCUCACGUCUCUUUACUGAGGCUUUGGACCACAAUGAGUGCCUUAUCAUCACAGGCACUGAGCAGUACAGUAAGUACUCUGGCUAUGCAGAAAGCUACUCAUGGAAGGCCAACCACAAAGAUGAGACACCAAGGGAUGAGUGGCAGAGAAGGUGUACAGAGAUUGUGGCAGUGGAUGCGCUGAAGUACAGAUACUACAUGGAGCAAUUCCACCCUGACAAAAUCACAAGGGAGCUCAACAAGGCGUACUGUGGGUUUGUGCGGCACGGUGUCAACACCCAGAACCUCUCAGCCAUUGCCACAGGAAACUGGGGAUGUGGUGCAUUCGGGGGAGACACCCGACUCAAAGCCUUGCUGCAGCUAAUGGCAGCGGCAGAGGCUGGCAGAGAUGUGGCCUAUUUCACAUUCGGUGAUUCGGCGCUCAUGAGGGACGUUCAUGAUAUGCACGCGUUUCUGACAGACAAACAUGUCACAGUGGGCAAACUGUAUGGUCUCCUGAAGCUGUAUUUUAAUACGGUGGUGAAGAACAGUCACAGUCAGAGGCCUGAUGUCAGUCUUUACGGCUUCAUCUAUGAUCAUAUCAGCUCAGAUCCUCCUCCUGAGCCCACUGCAGCCUCCUCUCCUCGUCCAGAUGGACAUUAAUGCUGGCCUGUCAUGAACUGACAUGCAUCCUUAGUGCUUCCUUCUUCUUUAGGAAAAGAUCUUUUAGGUGAUUUUCUGAGAUGUGAUGGACGUCUGUAUACUUUUAUUGAGCUCGGGAAAUGCCUCAAGUCACAAUACAUUAAAUAUGUGACUUGAGAGUAGAGCAGCAGUACUCCUGGUUGCUGGUACUUGUGUUUCCCCAUUUACCAGAGAGACAUUUGUAACCAGAUCAACUGCAUGGUGUUGAAUUAUUCACUUGAAAAUUAAGUGACAACGGCAUAUUAAUCUUUACUGGUUGACUAUUAGUAGGGCACUUACACAGAUUCAAUACAGUAUGAUAGAACCAUAUAUAACAUUGUAUGCAUGAAAACUCUUUAAAAUACCCUGAGAUGUUCGCUAUCACACUUGAUUAUGAAAAAGGAUACAGUCAGAGUCAUCUUUUUUGUUGGGUUCAGAAAGGUAUUGUUAUAAUUGAGUUUUCAGUAUAUGUUAACUUUUACACAUUAAAGGAAAUUCUGUAACUGUUCAGCAAAAGAAUUUGUACUUUCAGUCUAAAGGUAGUGUUGCUAUAUUGAAUUGAUCAGCUUGGCAUGUACUUUUUAACAAUUUAUUAAGAUUUCUAUGCGCAAGUGUAAUUUUUUUUUUUCUUUUCUUGAUUCACAACUACUAUUUAAAGGUAGUGAUUUUUUUUCUGUUGUAUUCUAUUUUAAUAUUGCUGAUUAAAUGGGUUAAACUGAACACCUUAA
Molecule: messenger RNA, 3714 nt
Organism: Pangasianodon hypophthalmus (striped catfish)
Lineage: Eukaryota; Metazoa; Chordata; Actinopteri; Siluriformes; Pangasiidae
Gene: parga
Product: poly (ADP-ribose) glycohydrolase a
Exons: 18
Coding region: 545-2968 (807 amino acids)
Biological process (GO): carbohydrate metabolic process; ATP generation from poly-ADP-D-ribose; nucleotide-sugar metabolic process
Cellular component (GO): nucleus; cytoplasm
Molecular function (GO): poly(ADP-ribose) glycohydrolase activity
Source: RefSeq, a predicted model, not a curated record